Fusarium odoratissimum NRRL 54006 is the source of this 1588-nucleotide messenger RNA. RefSeq lists its product as uncharacterized. Lineage: Eukaryota; Fungi; Ascomycota; Sordariomycetes; Hypocreales; Nectriaceae. Bases 24 to 803 code for a protein of 259 amino acids. The record is from RefSeq and is a predicted model, not a curated record. The transcript is spliced from 2 exons.
CCAACUCCGAGGACCACAUCAACAUGUCUGCUUCGAAAACCUACAGAGCAGCCCAAUUAUCCGUGAAAGCUGAGCGUCUGGCUACGACUCAUCUCAAGAAUGUAGAAAUCGGGAAGCGCUCUAUACGUCUCUACGUCUCGCCCGCGCCAGUCAAUUUUGCUGAGAGACGCUCUGUCCUGAGAGCGCUUGAACAAUAUGGCCCAGUAGAGUUCUUCAAACUCAUGCCGGGUCAAGGUUCUGCCUUCAUAUCACUGAUGAAAGAAAGUGAAGCUGCCGCCAAAGCCGUCUGUUCAAGCCCAGUCAACAUUACUGUUCCUUCAUCCUGCAAGGAGCCAAGGUCUGCUGUGAAAGUGGACGGGCUAAAACCGCGUUUUGAAAAGCAGCCUUCGCAACCUUCCAACCCACAAGACACCAAAUUUGUCAUCGAAAUAACGGAGUCUCCCGCAUAUAAUCAUAAUGGCAGCUCAAGCUCGUUUCUCGCGAGAGUCUGGCCAGACUUUGUCACAGAAAAUAGGACUCUUGCUUCAACAACUCUGCGACAGUCGCUCCCUAAUAGUAUCGCAGCCAAGGGCUUGAGCCAUUGGGCCGUUGAUUUCGGAAAAGAAACAACAAUGGAUUCCAGAAAGAUUGACAGAGUGCAAACCCGCAAUUGGAUUCCAACGAAGAUAAAAACACCGCCUAGAGAGCCAGUGCCGCGGGCAGUGGGAGAAUGGGAGCGUCGGCAUAUGCAGCACCGCCGGCAAUCAAAAUCAAAGGCGGAUGAGCAAGCGACGCGUACCACUUCUGAAGACCAAGACAUUUGAAUCUCAGCUUCAUUGCCCAAGGCUUAGGCGGCACUUGCGCAACACAUUUCUACGAUUCUCCACCUUAUUAACUCAGCCAUGUUGACGGUUCGCUUCUUUCUCUGCAUAGCGCAGAUCUUGACCAGUUAUCGCAAUAUGCAGCGCACGACAGGGAGAAAAGAUUACACAUGCAUGCACAGGCAGCUAGACACAGAACGGGGUUCACCGAGUAGUCUUAACAAGCGAUUUCUCCUCGUCGUAUUAAUGUCUAGUAUUCACCCACCUGCUUUUCUGAACCACAUUACAGUUCACGCCAAGAUAAGUGUGACGCUGAUUGGGAAAAGAAACAAGCAAAGCUUCCAAACAAGGAUCUUGAUAUGAUCUGACCCGGGUGGGUUAGUCUGGUCUGAAAUGCAGGGUCAGAGGGCCAAGAUUGAUCUAAUUGACACAAAAGAGACACCCGAAUCAAGAAAUUCGGGGCGGCCCACACCCCGGUAGAUGAGCCACGAUUCGGCCAAAGCCACCAACUCUACGUCACAACGUAGUAGAGACGGCUUCUUGCGACGAGGAUGCUAUACCACGAUAUAGCCUGUCUUGGCUUUGACCAUGGCGGAUUUCGGCACACACGAGACCUGGAACAGGGCUUGGUGAUGACGUCUCACGCAACGACUCUGCACAAUGUUGGUUCCUGGCAUUGGCUCCACGAAUCCAUGACACGGGAACCCUCAUACGACCUGAAUGACUAUAUAUCUUGGCCUGCUUCUCUCGGUUUCUUGCCUUUUAUUUUCGUAUUGUCUUACAUCACU